UGCCACCUGUCAGUGCUCAUCAGUGCCACGUGUCAAUGCCCAUCAGUGCCACAUAUCAGUGCAUAUCAGUGCCCAUCUGAGCUGCCUUUCAAUAUCACCCAUCAGUGCCAGUCAGUGCCACCUAUCAAUGCCAAUCAGUGCCACCUAUCAGUGCUGCCAAUAAAUGCCGCCUAUCAGUGCCAGUCAGUGCCGCCUAUCAGUGCCAGUCAGUGCUGCCUAUCAGUGCCAGUCAGUGCUGCCUAUCAGUGCCAGUCAGUGCUGCCUAUCAGUGCCGCCUAUCAGUGUCAUGUAUCCGUGCUGCCU
Molecule: messenger RNA, 303 nt
Organism: Staurois parvus
Lineage: Eukaryota; Metazoa; Chordata; Amphibia; Anura; Ranidae
Source: the annotation of a GenBank genome assembly